GGAAACCAAAACCUUGAUGAUUACAUGAAAGAUAGGAAAUUCCCUUUUAACUUAGAGUCUGUCAUGUUUGGACGUGUCCUGCAAGAUGUAGACUCCGUCAAACGCAGUGCAUUGAUCAUCAAGCAAAUAAUGCGUCAAAUUAUUACUUCGCUCAAGAAAAUCCAUGACACGGGCAUUGUUCAUCGGGAUGUAAAGCCAGCAAACUUAGUAGUGACGAAGAAGGGACAGAUCAAGCUCAUAGAUUUCGGGGCAGCCACUGACCUCCGGAUUGGAAAGAAUUAUAUACCAGACCGCACCCUGCUAGACCCUGACUUUUGUCCUCCUGAACUAUAUGUGCUCCCAGAGGAAACACCGAAUCCUCCUCCUGAGCCUAUUGCUGCAUUACUUUCUCCGAUUCUUUGGCAGCUCAACAGUCCUGAUCUCAUUGAUAUAUAUUCUGCUGGAAUUAUACUAUUGCAAAUGGCAAUACCUAUAGAAUUGAUAUGUUUUGUUGGUUUGCAUUCUGAUAAGCUAAGUUGUUUUAUAUACAUCUUACACACACACACACACAAUAAACUAAUGUUGUAAAGGUGGCGUGCUUGCUGUCCAUGCUGCAACACAUCAGAGCACAUGAGUUGUACCAUGUGGUAAUCUGCUGUCAGGGAAUGUUGCAGUGCUUGCUGUCCAGGUUGUAUUCCACUUGUGCAGUUGAUGGAGCAGAUUGUGUUGUUGAUGAACUGAUCUCCUUUGAUGUAGGAGAUUCCUUAACACGCCCCCGCAAGACGGUGGCACCAUCGGAGACACCGAUCUUGGAACGAAGGAGAUGGAAACGUGGACGUGACAAGGAUUUGGUCAGAGCGUCUGCAAGCUGAUCAGUAGUGGAGACAUGAGAGACUUGAAGAAGACCACGAGUGACGCGAUCCCGUACAAACUGAAAAUCAAUAUCGAUAUGCUUCAUACGGGAAUGGAGAACAAGAUUAGCACAAUAGAACAUGGCUCCAAUGUUAUCACAAGAAACAGCCGGUGUUGUGGGGAGAGAAAUGCCAAGUUCACGCAGUAAGGACUGAAUCCCUAUGAGUUCAGCAGUGGUGGCAGCAAUGGCCCGAUAUUCGGCUUCGGUAGAGGAGCGAGAGACAGAGCGCUGCUUUCGGGAGCUCCAAGAGAUGAGAUUGCCACCGAGAUAGACAACAUAGCCAGUCGUAGAUUUGCGAUCAUCACGAUCACCAGCCCAAUCUGUUGGAAAUGUGCCCUAAAACCAAUCAUAUGAUGAUACUUUAUGGACAUUUCACAUGUUAAACUAAUCUAGUUUAAUAUUAAGGGCAAACAUUAUUGUUU
This is a messenger RNA of Pyrus x bretschneideri (Chinese white pear), 1314 nucleotides long. Its product is annotated as serine/threonine-protein kinase STN8, chloroplastic-like. Gene Ontology annotation, molecular function: protein kinase activity; ATP binding. Lineage: Eukaryota; Viridiplantae; Streptophyta; Magnoliopsida; Rosales; Rosaceae. The transcript is spliced from 2 exons. The record is from RefSeq and is a predicted model, not a curated record. The annotation marks the transcript as partial. Gene Ontology annotation, biological process: protein phosphorylation.